Messenger RNA from Ctenocephalides felis (cat flea), 1026 nucleotides. RefSeq lists its product as uncharacterized. The record is from RefSeq and is a predicted model, not a curated record. Gene Ontology annotation, molecular function: mRNA regulatory element binding translation repressor activity. Gene Ontology annotation, cellular component: cytoplasm. The transcript is spliced from 5 exons. The coding region runs from base 190 to 789 and encodes 199 amino acids. Lineage: Eukaryota; Metazoa; Arthropoda; Insecta; Siphonaptera; Pulicidae. Gene Ontology annotation, biological process: negative regulation of translational initiation.
CAGAUAUAAAGCAGCAUAUGCAUUAAAUAUCUGUUAAAUAUUUGCUAAAUAAUCUGUGUGUAUAUAUAAAACGAACAAGUGCAUUAAUAAAGUGACGAUUUAAAUAUAAAUCCAAACAAAACAAAGUUCGUGUGCGGUUUCCUUUUGCCGGACGGAAAAAUCAUAUAACCUACUUUAGAACAAUAGGCUAUGAAAAUGAAGAUACCUCUAACACCCCCCGUAGGCAAUAACAACGGCUAUUACAACAACGGCCUCGACUUCGGCGACCACCACCAGCACCACCAGGCCGUCAACAACCACAUCAAUAACUCUGCCCUGCACCAGCCGCAGCCGCCGCAACUAGACGAGUUGGGCUCGCCGAGGCUCGAUGAAGACUUCUCCGAAUACCUGUGGAUGGAGAACGAGGAAGAGUUCGAUAAACAGGUAAUGCAACAACUAGAAGAGGAGGCUCUUAUGGAACAAUGUAUCGAAGCAAUGUUAGAAGAUGAACGCGAAGCUUUAUCCACCACAGUGAGGGCGACUUGGUCUAAUGGAGUCGAUGCAUCAGAUCUCUGCGACGAAAUGUCGGCCCUGCGCGUCGCCCUCGGCCCCGAGGCGGUCGCCAAUUCGACGCUGAAUCCGCUGGCGGCAGAAUUCGUCCCUGCUCCGUUGGCCUCUGCAGCAGCAGCAGCGGCAGCAGCAGUGAGUAGUGCAUCAUCCACCGCCGCCACAGCAGCAACGGCAGCGUCCAUCGUGACGCCACCGCCGACGGCUCCGCCGGCGCCGCCUGCUGUUACCGCCAAUUCGUAACCGCCACAUAUGAACACUCUCGCUUAAUCGUAGCCUACUUACUAAACGUGAAAGGAUGUUAAGAAUGUUUAAUUAAUUAUUUUACUUAAUUAGUUCUCGAAUAUAUAAAAAUUUAUAAUAUCAUGUACUAAGCAAAAAAAAAUUCAAUACCAUUUUCUAACCACACACACACACAAACAGCGUAGCCGCUGUUUUUUCUCCCGAAGAUAUAAAUAAUAGAAUUUUUUUUUUAUAUUU